Molecule: messenger RNA, 1052 nt
Organism: Cinclus cinclus
Lineage: Eukaryota; Metazoa; Chordata; Aves; Passeriformes; Cinclidae
Gene: FGF18
Product: fibroblast growth factor 18
Exons: 3
Coding region: 1-555 (184 amino acids)
Biological process (GO): regulation of cell migration; positive regulation of protein phosphorylation; fibroblast growth factor receptor signaling pathway
Cellular component (GO): cytoplasm
Molecular function (GO): type 2 fibroblast growth factor receptor binding; type 1 fibroblast growth factor receptor binding; growth factor activity
Source: RefSeq, a predicted model, not a curated record
AUGUUUGCUGCUGAGGAGAAUGUGGAUUUUCGGAUACACGUGGAGAACCAGACGCGGGCGAGGGACGAUGUGAGCAGGAAGCAGCUCCGGCUCUACCAGCUCUACAGCAGGACCAGCGGGAAGCACAUCCAGGUACUCGGCAGGAGGAUCAGUGCCAAAGGAGAAGAUGGAGAUAAAUAUGCCCAGCUUCUAGUGGAAACAGACACUUUUGGCAGUCAAGUCCGGAUCAAAGGGAAGGAGACAGAUUUCUACCUUUGCAUGAACAGGAAAGGCAAGCUGGUGGGGAAGCCUGAUGGCACCAGUAAGGAGUGUGUCUUCAUUGAAAAAGUCCUAGAAAACAACUACACGGCACUGAUGUCUGCGAAAUACUCAGGCUGGUAUGUUGGAUUCACCAAAAAAGGGAGGCCACGGAAAGGGCCCAAGACCCGGGAAAACCAGCAAGAUGUACACUUUAUGAAGAGAUAUCCAAAGGGGCAAAUGGAGAUACAGAAACCUUUCAAGUACACAACAGUCACCAAGAGGACUAAGAGAAUACGACCCACCAACCCCAGCUAAAAAUAGACAAAAACAGUGUCACAAUAAGAAACCACAAAAAGGAAAAAAAAAAACUGCACCAGAGGAAUAUUUUUACAUUAAAAAUAAGGAAGAAGUUCUAUUUUUGUACAUUGUGUUUAAAAAAAAAUAAAAAUAAAAAAAAAUAAUAAAAGACUAGAUGGCAAAUGCUGGGGAAAGCUGUUCGGGAUUUAUUGUGACUUGAAAAAUGAAAUGAACUGCUCUAUUUAAAUGACUUCUUGUUGUUGAUGACACACAGGUGCUUAAUUUUUUUUAUUUUAUUUUUUUUUCCCCGGAAAGGACAACUUCUGAAGCAUAUCCCCAGAGGGAAAAAAAAUUAUUAAAAAUAAAUAAAUAAAACCAAAGAAAACCAAAGUUCUUUCCCAAAGUUCCUGAGAGCCUGCCCCGCCAGUCGGGCGGGCAGUAAUUAUUUAUUGCCUGCUGCCGCCAGCCAGGCCAGGCUGGAGCUGCAGGGAUGAGCCCAGGAGCUCUGGCACCGA